AUGAGUGAGCUGAAGGAAAGACGAGCUAGCGAAAUACCAGGAUUCCGAUGGAUUCUAUGUAAUACCUGUGGUAAGACUGCGGUUGGCGGUGCCAUACUGUUUGUCAGUGGAUGUGGUCACGUACAUUGUAGUGCAUGUUUGAGGAAUCUGGCAAGUCGAACUCGUUAG
Messenger RNA from Anisakis simplex (herring worm), 168 nucleotides. The record is from the annotation of a GenBank genome assembly. NCBI's taxonomy places the organism in Eukaryota, Metazoa, Nematoda, Chromadorea, Rhabditida, Anisakidae.